ACUCUAGUAAACAAAGCAGGACUGCGGAGAGUUCACCCCGUGUCACGGUGCUCCCUGCUGUAGUGUGUUACUGGUGUUAUAAUGGGCGGACUGGUGACCCAGGUAUCUCUGUGUGUUUCCGACAGGCUCACACAGGUAUACUAGUCAGGCAGGUUUGGACGGGAAGCCCUUUUGUUCACUUUCUUUUUUAAAGGCGAUGUAGGCUUUUGGAGAGUUAACAUGAAGACAGUCACACCUGUAGCGCUUCUACACCUGUGUUUAUGUGUGACAGCUGCAGUUUCGGGUAGUGGCUCCACCGAAACGGCCCUGACAGCCGAAAAGGGAGACGUCGUUAUACUUCCGUGUUACACCCUCGGUAACGUAACACCGACUUUAACGUCAUGGAUAAAAAACGGAAAAGAAGUUGUUCAAGGUGGCAUUUAUUCGCCGAGCCCUUCCCUCGGACAGCGCCUCGCAGUGCUGCAUGACGGGAGUCUGAACAUCCGGGCAGUGUUACCUAAGGAUGAGGGCACCUACCUGUGCAACUCCACGCUGCCAGGCAACAACAUCUUUCACGCAUGUGUCCUGCUACAAGUAACAAAUGGUCCAGAAAACGUGUCUUUGUCGAUCGGUCCAGUCACCGCCCUGUCCAACGGGACCCUCAUCGUCUAUCGGGGUUCGACAGUCUCCUUUAACUGCUCCGGCUCCUCCUACCCCUCCCAGCAGCUGACCUGGGCCUUCAGAGGAGCGGGGUCCAGCAACCAGUCGCUGGCCUCCGCCCCCGGACCCUGGCUGGACUUCAGUAUCCAAAACGUCCAGCCCAGCGCUCAGGGAGUCUACAGCUGCAAGGCCAACAACACUGUAUCUCUUCAGGCAGCCAAUAAGAGCACAGAGCUGCUGGUAUACUAUGCCCCGGACCGACACCCUGAGUGUGUGUGGGACCCGGCACAGGACCCCUCCCACGUCCUCUUCAACUGCACCUGGUUCGGAGCGUACCCCGCCCCGACGCUGCUCUGGGGGGAGGACCAGGGGGACCAGGCGGCCGGCUGGAAAGGACACGUUUAUAAGUCGGAGGUGACAGAGAGCCUGUCGGUGGUGCUGAACCGCUCCAUGCUGGAGGACGGGCAGACGCUGCGGUGCGCGGCCCACCACCCGGCGCUCGCUGCGGGGAAACAGAAGUCGUGCUCCUUCAACCUCAAAUAUCCGUACCCCAAAGGCGAGCCGAUGGCCACGGCUCUCGAGGGGUCCAGCAUUACUCUAACCUGCACUGAGCACGUCUCCAUCCCCCCUGCAAACACCACCUGGAGGAAGGGGCUCCAGCAGGAGGACAUCGUCCCCGGAUCCAAGUACGUCCUGACGGAGGAAGGCCCCGUCCUGAAGCUGACCAUACACAACAUCAGCAAGGACGACGAAGGCGUGUACUUCUGCCGCAGCGAGAACCCCCUCGCCGUGCGCGAGCUGGAGGUCUACCUCACUGUGAAGAACUCCUCUGCAUACACAGGAGGUGUCAUCGGCUUCUUCAUCGCUGCGCUGAUCGUGGGAAUAGCCGCCAUCGUGGCUAAAACAAUUUACUCCAGCCGACACCGCAUUUGCCUUGGAGAUGGCUUUGGGCGCAUGGAGGAGGACCAAGGAGACGUGCUGAGUCUGGUGGAGUCGGAUGAUGAGCAGAUCUUUCAGGACGCUGUUCCCCGGCUGCCUCCGAUAACCAACGGACUCAGAACAACGCUCGUCCAGAUACAUCGAAUCCCGUCCAGUGAUCAUGAUGACACAGAAACUGCUGACCGGAGCCCGCAGGACGAUACUGUACGGAUAGAAACGUCAGCGGAUCUUGUAACAUUUUAGGUAUCGGGUGUUUUUUUUAGAUACGUGUUUUAUUUGAGGUAAAUACCUUUUACUCCCAAGGACAAUGUGAACGGAAUCGGUGGAAGAUACAUGUAUAAUAAAAGAAUCAUCUAUUUGAA
This is a messenger RNA of Trematomus bernacchii (emerald rockcod), 1940 nucleotides long. It is a transcript of the gene vsig10, whose product is annotated as V-set and immunoglobulin domain containing 10. Gene Ontology annotation, molecular function: cell adhesion molecule binding. Gene Ontology annotation, cellular component: cell-cell junction. The transcript has 9 exons. Gene Ontology annotation, biological process: cell-cell adhesion. NCBI's taxonomy places the organism in Eukaryota, Metazoa, Chordata, Actinopteri, Perciformes, Nototheniidae. The record is from RefSeq and is a predicted model, not a curated record. Bases 220 to 1821 code for a protein of 533 amino acids.